Messenger RNA from Galendromus occidentalis (western predatory mite), 956 nucleotides. Its product is annotated as nucleolar transcription factor 1-A. The coding region runs from base 84 to 956 and encodes 290 amino acids. The record is from RefSeq and is a predicted model, not a curated record. The transcript has 6 exons. Lineage: Eukaryota; Metazoa; Arthropoda; Arachnida; Mesostigmata; Phytoseiidae.
AGCUGAUGCAGCUGCGCUCAGAUGCGAAUGGUACUCCACAAUGAGAGACAUUUCGAGUGAUAAUUAAUUCCCCCAAUACGAGGAUGAUCUCAAUGGUCAGACAAGUAGGUAAACUACGUCUUGGGCUGGAGUCGAGCGUUCGGACCAUGGCCUCACCUGCUUCGACCGCUGAACCAUCGCCAGACUUCAAUUGGAAAACCAGGACACCGUUUAAGAGGCUCAUGAUCAAGCCGCCGUCAAAUUAUCGUACCGUUUUCGCGCUCUUCGUGAAAGAAAAUCCCAUACUGGGAUUGAGCACCAAGAUUCAGACUAUCAGGCUUGGCAAAGCGUGGGGGACCCUCUCAGACGAGGAGAAACAAAUGUACAGAGAUCGCUUGCGAGAACACAAAGCGACGUUCGAUGAUCAAAUGAGAGAAUUCCUCAACAGCCUACCGGAAGAAGAUCAAUUCAAUCGUGUCAUGUAUAUGGCGUCCCGCGAGAGGUUCCUAGCGAAUCGGAAAGUCAGACACCUCGAAAAGGUUACCGGAAAGCCCAAAGCUGCAUUGAAUUGCUUCAAGAUGUUCGUCCUGGAGCACUACCGACAUGAGGAUGGGACGAAAAGGACGGAAGAUGAAUACGAGGAAAUUCUCGGCGCACCAAGCAUGGGCAGACAUGUGGUGGGAGCGCACAAAAUGGUGCUCCGAGCUCGCGAACUCGCCGUCAAAUGGAAAAAAAUGUCGAAAGCAGAGAAAGCUGUUUACGUCGAGAAACAUGAACGGAAGUCGAGAGAGCAGUCCGAAAAGCGCAUGGAAUGGUUGCAGUCGACACCCGAAGAUCAUCUAGAAGCAUUACGUUUGCUGAGAAUCACGAUACCACAACGACAAUCCAUUGUCGCGUCAAGCGGGCUACGAUGGCCCGUUGACCAAUCCCGCGUCGGAGAGGCUCAGACUCCGAUGAUCGAAAAAAAUCGUGAAUAA